Molecule: messenger RNA, 995 nt
Organism: Ceutorhynchus assimilis (cabbage seed weevil)
Lineage: Eukaryota; Metazoa; Arthropoda; Insecta; Coleoptera; Curculionidae
Source: the annotation of a GenBank genome assembly
GGGUGACCAAAGAUGCUUUAGUCUUCAUUUUUUCUGCUGAGGUCCAGACAGGUGGGCGAUUUAUCAUCUCUUGUGUGCCAUAAUUUUGCCCGAACUACGAUAGACAGCAUGGCUAGGUUUAUUCGGUUAUUCGUGGUUGUAGCUACCGUUUUUGUUGGAGUAUACUGUCAAUUUAACAAUGGAUUUAACAACAAUAACAAUUACAAUCAAAGACGGCAGCAAAAUAACAACUAUCAACCACGACAAGUGCAAAGUUUAAGUGCUAGUUGUCCAGAAGCCAAUGGAACUUUCCCUACUAGAACUUGUGAUGGAUACAUCCAAUGUACAAAUGGAGUAGCAGAAGAAAAAUUAUGCCCAGAUGGUUUACUUUUCAACGCCCAAAAUGGACCUCAUGGAUAUCCAUGCCAGUACCCUCUUGAAGUGGAUUGUACCGGAAGAGAACAAACACAACCUGCUCAGGCUACUGACGAGUGCCCCCAUCAGUUUGGUUACUUCAAAAUUGGGGACCAGAACAAUUGUGGGAAAUUUAAAAAUUGCGUAGACGGUCGCGGAUUCGAGUUCGAUUGUCCUGAAGGUUUGGCCUGGAACAGUGAAACUUACAGGUGCGACUGGCCCGAUCAAGUAUCCGAUUGUGACGCAGAAGCCUAUUUGGGAUUCACUUGUCCACCCGAUGCCAGACAAUUUGGACUGGGCCCUGAGGAGUACCGUUUUUUCCGUUCUCCACAAGACUGUCAAAGGUACUUCAUCUGUAUCGAAAGCAAACCUCGUCUGUAUAACUGCGGAGAAGGACUUGCCUUUAACGAUUUGAUUAAUGCAUGUGAUGAUGUUGAGAAUGUAACUGGUUGCGCUGGUCUAACCAGCGAAUUCCGUGGAGCUCCCACCAAAUUGGCGAAAUUCUCCAACCAGAACGCUCGUAAUAAGUUCAAUAAAUUCUAAAUGUUUUUUUUUAUUGUGCCAUGUACAUAAAUUUGUUAAAUAAAUUUAGUGCUUUUGUU